Messenger RNA from Orbicella faveolata, 3897 nucleotides. Its product is annotated as orexin receptor type 2-like. Gene Ontology annotation, biological process: G protein-coupled receptor signaling pathway. NCBI's taxonomy places the organism in Eukaryota, Metazoa, Cnidaria, Anthozoa, Scleractinia, Merulinidae. Gene Ontology annotation, molecular function: G protein-coupled receptor activity. The record is from RefSeq and is a predicted model, not a curated record. Gene Ontology annotation, cellular component: plasma membrane.
UCUAUGUUAUGAAAAGGGAUCCACUUUGUCAUUCAGUUCUACGUGAGAGGCACAGAUCAUUGGAAACUUGGACAGCAAGGUAAAAAAUAAAUUCUACCGAAUGUUAUUCAGUUCUAUUUUUUACGUUUCUAUCUCGAGAUGUAUGCUUCUUGUGCGUGAGAAAUUUGAGAGCAGUUCUAAACGACCAAUACCAAGUGCAGCCUUUGACUUUGAACGGUUAAUAAGAAUAGAACAGAGAAGUUAAACCAAUCAGUUCUUAAGCCACAUUACAAGUCAUAGAGGUCCUUUCAUAAAUAACUGCCAAUUUAAAAUUCUGUUGUAUGGAUUAAAAUUAGCCUCACUAAACUCGUCUGAGAGUAAAGAUUCUUUUGAACUAUCGACUCAAAAACAAGUUUGGUCUGGCUAAUUUUAAAACUUCCAAGAGAAUAAAUAAUUGGUAGCCAUUUUGAAAAGGGUCUAUUGGGUCAGGUCAUCAGUUAAGAGCCUUUCAUGCUCUUUUGCUUCCUCCGUGUUCUUUCAUGGAAACACUUGUGACUAACUGUAGAAAGUCUCUUAGUGAACAAUCUCAUGAUUUACUCUCUGACAAUUCCUUAUCAAGUUAUGUUUUAGAGGCAAAUAUGGCUUUAGCAGAACUCCACCUCACAACCAACUGUUAGUACAAUGCACAUCCACCUCGUGAUUAUGGUCCUUUGUCUUGGCCUGAAGAACUGAAGGCUUUGCCAAUCAUUUUUUCUAUUUUAAGAACCUCUAUACAAGAGCAACCAUUUAUACCACUAUAUCAGUAAGGCUUAUUCUUUCAUUUCUUUCACCUUGAGCAGCUGAGGCAGCAAAGGCGAAGGCAAAAUGAUGCUAUUCAUCUUAAGUGUAAAUACCGUAGUUGAUUUUCGUGAUCCUGCAGUUACUGAUGUUAUUAUAUACAAGCUCCUAAAGUAAACGUACAUGCCGACAAGACACCAGUCAUGGCUACUGUUGAAAGAAAGAAAGAAAGUUAAAUGUAAGCUAGAGGUACAUCUGAUAUUAAAUGUAUAAAUUUAACAACGGAGAUCAAAGCGAAAGAUUUGAAAAUACGGAGGAAAAUGUAUUUAACAAGAUACAGAAAAUAUGUUAGAAUGCGAAUUUUCGUCAAGAAGUGACAGUAAGAGUCGAUACCUUGGUUGAAAGAUAAUUUUCCGUCAAAAACACCGGCUAUCAAUAUGAUAGACAAAUAUUACUAAAAUAUCAUAAAAUAUUCUUCUAUACUUCAUUGACAAAACUUUCUUCUGGUAAAUUAAAUGCCUGCAUUGGCGCCAACACUCUUUGUGGUAAGCCAGUGGACUUUAACUCUGUAACAAGACUCACAGUUUGUUCAGACAAAGCCAUACAGAAACGAUUCGCUUUCUCAGUUUCGCGGAAUAAUUGCUUGAGUUAAGAUAUAUAUCUACAAAUUGUCUAGCCGGCCGCUAUCGGUUAAAAUUUAGUUAGUAACUAUUAACACAGUAAAUGGGCCCAGCCAUUUUAGGGUUCCUUCCUGUGUUUAUCUAAGGAUUUCAAAUUAAUGUCGUCGCUGGAUAAUACGACCUUUUGCAAAUCGCUAUCAAGCAGUGAUUUUCAUUAAGAUAGAGUUAAGGCUCAAAGAAAUUAUAAACGUAACUACGAAUGCUUUCCCUUUUUAAGGACCGGUCUCGCCGACUUUAACCUGAUUCCGGUUUUUAUAAAUAUUAGCACAUAUCAGGCUAUUUCCUGUAAUAAUUAUGCAAUCAUUUAAAAUUCUCAUAACCUCGAACUGGCGUAAAUUAUUACCAGACUUAUUUGACAAAAGCUGUACUUGAAACAUUAAGCUGCUGCGGUAAAUCUGGCAAAGAAUGAAACUUUUUUAAACAUUUAAAGUGUUCUCGAUUAUCCACGCAAAAAUGCAUUUAUUUAAUUAGUUGUUCGUGACAGGUGUCGCAUGCCCACUCAAUUCAAACAAGCGCAUUAUUCAUGUACGGAAACGACUUUUAGCGUGGCUACUUUUACACUAAAAGGCACUUAAAAGUCAUGGUAAUAACAUCAGAUAGGGUGAAUUGAAGAAGACAUGACAAGAAGAGCAGGAUUAUAGAGAUGUCAGCUUCUGUAAACAUGACCAACGACUCUGCUGCAGCGACAGAAAAUGGAACAAACGUCCCUCAUGGUCCGAACAGCCCUGCUCCGCAGUUUAUCAGCCCGUUUUCAUCAGAUUAUGUGACCGCCAUGACCGCAGCAUACGCCUUGAUUUUCAUUGUUGCCCUCUUCGGCAAUUCCUUUGGUUUGUUCGUGGCUCUAAAGAAGUCUUCAGCCACCAAUGUCACAAAUCUAUUCAUCGCCAACAUGGCUGUUGCAGAUCUGCUGUUGACUGUUACAGCUAUGCCGUUUUCUGUGGCUUUCUUUUACCGUGAUAUCCGAUGGUUUAGCGGAACACUAGGUACUAUCACGUGCAAAGCCGUGUUCUACAUCAUAACCGUUUCCAUAGCUGCGACUGUUCUAACAAUGUUGGUCAUUUCGAUCGACAGAUUUUACGCCGUUUUCUAUCCCUUGAGAGACAAGUUAUUUCGACAGUCAAGAGUGUUCUCGGCAAUCGUUUGGAUUUUAUCGAUUGCUCUAAUGAUCCCUAAUGUUCUGAUUUUUCAAGUUAAGUUCGAUCCACUUCUCAAUGCGCCUGCGUGUGUACAGGCCUGGCCCUGGGGAGAUCCAAAUGAUAUUACAGAAACGUAUCGAGUACUCAAGAUCUUUCACAUCUGUGUGUUCGUCAUAUUGUACGUGUUUCCUCUUUCCAUUAUGGCUGUUGUUUACUUCUUAAUUUGUCGUAAAUUAUGGCAUCGUAUCAUUCCAGGGCACGUAACACAGAACAAUCGCGUUGCGGCUGAAAUGUCUAAACGCAAAGUCGUGCGACAACUGGUCAUCCUCGUUGUGGUGUUUGCGCUUUGCUGGUUUCCAACAUACGUCAAUCACUACUUCUGGUUUGUGCGCCCUGAACAUUACCACAAAGUACAGGUGGAAGUUUACUUUGUUUUCACCUGGCUAGCCCAUGCAAACAGCGCUAUAAACCCGUGUCUUUAUGUCAUUCUAAGUGGUAGUUUUCGUAGGGAGCUGACCUCAGUGCUUACCUGUUGUCCAGGUUUAAGAUGUUGCAGUUGCCUAUCAAACUGCCAAAACAGGCGUCGACCAACCGUAGUCAGGAUAACGGCUCCGCGGGCGGGUCCAAGCGGACUUUGAAGGAAUUUUCCGAGCAACAGGAUAUUUGAAUAGAGCUGAGGUGAAGUGACACACAAAGCUCUUCGGUAAGAGGAAAAUGUUAUCAUUCAGGAGAGAAAUUCUACACAGAUUUUGAUUAAGAGCAAUGACUCAACACUUACUAUGGGAAGUGGGAGAGAUGAAAAUUCGCCGCGAUUACUUAGAUUUAAAACGGUUCCUGUGAUUUGCAAAUUAGAGCCGCCAAGACAUGGUCUGUCGAAGGCUUUAAUAAAUGAUCCAUGACAUCGACGCUAGCAGCAAGCUUGUAAAUAAACACUGUCAGUUUCAACAUGGUUCUAUAUGAAGGAGACGAACAAUGGUACACAAACUGAUCGCUUGUGAUCAAGGUAUAAUGGCUUCUGAUAAUAAGCAAGCUCUGAGUCCAUCAUGGAUAACUGAAACACAAAUAAACACUUUUUACUAGCGUUUCUAGCAGUGGAAGAGCAUGCUAUAUGUGUGACUGAGGGUUUCUUGCUAUGGGUGAACAACUUAAUUCAGCUGUCAUCCCUCAUGCUUGACAAUUGUUUGUUAUGAAACUAUGUUUCACUCAGUUUAAUGUUACUGAAACUUUGACUCGUUUAACUACGAACGACUUUUUUCUAUGCGCGAUUAUAGUUCACCACUAAAUUUUCUCCAAUUGCUAUUGCUUUAAAUCGAUCACGUGACGCG